CAACGUAUCAAGAGCUUAGUUCAGGUAUUCUAAARUURACAAAGUGACCCUUUCCCACCUGUCGCCAUAGCAACACAUUUSAAUGGGACACUAGCAACAGGUGAUGAAUGGCCUCAGUUUCAUGCCAACACUUUAAAACAUUUUAAAGUCUUUAUCUACCGAGGAUUAAAAGACGGCCAUGAAUUUACUCUGGUUUUUAUCAUUUCUUAGUUUUUAUUUUAUUAGCCAAGUUGUCUCUGAUACUACAGAGUCACUGGACAAAGGAUGGGGAAAUGAAAUCAAAUGGAUGGGUCUACAACAAGCAAAAACAGAAGCUACAAAAAGCAAUAAGCCUAUCAUGGUUCUUAUCACUAAAAGCUGGUGUGGAGCAUGCAAAGCACUGAAACCAAAGUUUGCAGAAUCGAAAAACAUUGCAGCUCUAAGCAAACACUUUCUCAUGGUUCACCUUGAGGACGAAGAGGAACCCAAAGGAGAAGAGUUUCAAGUUGAUGGAAGAUAUAUACCGCGAGURUUCUUCCUUGGUGCAGAUGGUAAAAUUAUGAAAGACAUUAUCAAUACAAAUGGAAAACACGUCAAAGAGUUCAARUACUAUUACGGCAAAGUAUCUCAAAUUGUCAGCAGUAUGAAGACAGCUCUCAACAAACUCAACAUCUUGUUCGAGGAUGGAUUGUCUAGAGGAUUUGGUGAUAACAUUAACUGGGUGGCGUACAAAGAUGGCUUACAACAAGCAGAAGAAAGUAAAAAGUCGCUUCUUUUGCUCAUACACAAGAGUUGGUGCGGGGCCUGCAAAGUGAUAGAGAAAUACUGGAAUGAGGGCACUGAAUAUCCCCACACAAAAUACUACUACAGCAAAGCCGAUGAGUUGACCAAAGCCAUGGAAAGAGUUUUGAAAGGAACCGAAGAAGAAACAAAGAAAGCUGAAAAGAAGAAAGAAGAAACAAAAGAAGAAACAAAAGAAGAAAAGAAGCCAUGGUGGACACCUAAAGGUGGUCUUCAAGACGAUCUGUCUAAUGGUUUCGGCAAUCUUAUCCAAUGGCGUACUUACAAAGACGGCCUGGAACAAGCUAAAAAGAGUAACAAGCCUAUGGUGGUCAUMUUCAGCAAGACUACUUGCCCAUCAUGCAAAGCUUUGAAAGGACGUUUUUCUACCGAUAAGAAGCUGGCCGAGUGGAGCAAGAAGUUUGUUAUGGUGAAUGUAAAGGAGAAYGAAGGACCAGAAGGCAAAGAGUUUACACCAGACGGUGAUUAUGUACCRAGAAUACUGUUCCUAGAUCCUAGCGGUAAAGUCAUGAGUGGUUUUUGGAAUGAAGGAACGAACUAYAAGCAUGUCAAGUAUUACUACCAAGACGGGGAUGAACUGAUCGAUUCAAUGAAGAGAGUCAUUAAGAAAUUCAAGAAGCCCGCUAAGGAUUAUGGAUUCGGAACAAGCUUUGAUUCUUUCAAAAAGAAAUUUGCUGCUUCUGAAAACCUAAUUCGAAUGGGCCGCAAACUUGUGAUGGUUAAUAUAGAGGACGACGAUGCCAAGUUGGAGAAACAGUUUGAUGUCGAUGGAGCUUACGUUCCAAGGAUUUACUUCAUUGAUCCCUACACGAAGAUGGUUAUGAAGGAUGUCUAUAACAAAGAUCCGGUUUACGCUGAAUUUAAGUUCGCUUAUGCAGAACCAAAAGAACUGUUGACCUCAAUGAGAAGCGCAGUGAAGAUAGGUGUUUCCAAGCCAGUUCCACAAGGUUUUGGUACAGAAAUCACGUGGGUUCCUUUGAAUGAUGCACUUUCCCAGGCUAAAAACAGCGAGAAGCCAGUCAUGAUGAUCCUUCACCGAUCAUGGUGUCAGCACAGUCAAGCUCUAAAGUCUAAGAUUGCAGAAUCUCAGGAAAUAGCAAAACUAAGCAAAGACUUCGUCAUGGUUAACCUAGAGGACGAUGAAAUUCCUGAAAAGAAAUACGACAUUGACGGGUCCUACGUACCAAGAAUCAUAUUCUUAGAUAACAAAGGUGAAGUGCAGAAAAACGUCACCAAUCCUAACACACCGGUCGAGGACGCUGCGUAUUUCUAUGAAAAUGCUACUGACAUCAUCAGCUCAAUGAGGAAGGUGUCUCCUGUACAUGGUUUAGAUAGAGGAUUCGGCAAGGAUAUAGCAUGGAUGACUUUUACUGAAGGACUGCAGCAUGCCAAGCAAAACAAGAAGCCUGCAAUGGUUAUAAUCCAUAAAACAUGGUGUGGAGCCUGCAAAGCACUUAAGCCACACAUUGCCAAAUCCACUGAGAUCCACAAGCUGAGUAAAAACUUUGCGAUGAUUAACGUAGAGGAUGACGAGGAGCCAAAAGAUGCAAAAUUCAACGUUGAUGGUCUGUAUUUUCCACGAGUAUUUUUCCUUGAACCCAGCGGUGAGGUAAUCAAGUCGAUCCACAAUACUAAGUUAAGAUACAUCAAAUAUAAAUACGCGUACGGCGAUGAAGAAACAGGUAGUUGGAAACCGAUGCUACUUGUCAUUCAUAAGAGUUGGUGCACGGCUUGUCAAUCGUAUUUACCGAAAUUCGCUUCAUCAAAUGAUAUCAAAGCACUUAGCAAAAAGUUUGUCAUGGUUAAUGUACAGGACGAAUUCGACCACACCGAUAAACGUUUUGACAUCGAUGGAGCCUACAUUCCAAGAACAUUCAUACUGAAUCCAAUGGGUGAAGUAAUGAAAGACAUUCACAACGAAGACACGCCCUACCCUGAGAACAAAUACUACUACUUCGAUGCGGAAUCAGUUGUUAAAUCGAUGGAAAAGGCUCUGGAUGAAGUCAAAAAGAUGAAAAAAAUCGAAACUAGGGAUGAACUUUAAAUUCUAAUUUCCUGUCUAACUUUUCUCAUACUUUAAUUAAUAAAAGGAAAAUAUAGAGUACAAACACUAAAACUGUGUAACACAAUUACCACUAAAUACUGCUAAAUUAUGCUAAUUCUAUUUUUU
This is a messenger RNA of Exaiptasia diaphana, 2950 nucleotides long. RefSeq lists its product as uncharacterized. Gene Ontology annotation, cellular component: endoplasmic reticulum. Lineage: Eukaryota; Metazoa; Cnidaria; Anthozoa; Actiniaria; Aiptasiidae. The record is from RefSeq and is a predicted model, not a curated record.